UGUCCAAAAGUCAGCUCUUGCGUCUUCAGUUUCAAAAAUGACUUGCCUCCCCAACUGUUUAUCCAUUAAAAAUAUAGAUUCUCAACCAAGAUAAGGAACUUUCCUUUUCUAUAUCAGAAAAUUGCACUCUCACAUGACACUGUACAGUUUUCGUAUUACUAUUCCUUGAUUUGAAAUAUCUAUAGCUCUUUUUUCUUCCUCUAGAUUCUGUCAUCUUUUUAGACUUUGAAUAUCAGUGAGACUCUGAGAGAGAGAGAGAGAGAGAGACGUGUCUCGUUUUGAAUUUGGUGCAGCUAAUUUGAGGAAAAAGUGUCUACAGUGUUGAGUUUACAGGUUACUGUUUCUUCACUUCCAAGUGAUGUUAAAUGUUAAUGAAGUUCAGAUUUUUAUGGUUUUCACUGGUGGGGCUUUCUUUGGGUUCUUCAUGGGUGUACUAGCUUAGUUAAAGUUUCUUCCUUUUUCCCAACUUCUGUCGUCUCUUCUGCUUGAGUGACUGAAAUCUAUGAUCUUGGGAUCUGAUAUCAGUGUUUUAUUUGGUUUUACAACUGGUAUUGUAGCUUGACUUGCAAGUUGUUCUUUUGCGGCUCCUUUAGUGUAUUUGGAGGUGGGUUUUAAGUUUCUUCAAAGUGGUUUUUUUUCAUUCUCUCUCUUCAUGGGGUGCUAGUGUUAGUGUUACUCUGUUGCUUGUUCAGCAAAAUAAGUUGUUGGGUUCUUGAUUUUUGGUCAAGGGUUUUGAUUUCUGGUGGGGACUGGGGAUCUCAGUGCUUCUACUUGGUAUUUAUUAUUGCUUCACUUUUUAAUAAUGGUCACUGUUAAUUGCUUCACUUGCAAGCUGUUGUUAGUUGGUCUUUUUGUGGUUUCAUAGGUGUUUUGGGAUGUGGGUAUUUAAGGUGCUUCACUUGAACGUUUCUUCUUCUGGGCAGUGUUUGUUUUGCACUUUCACAUUGAAGUUGGUUUCUGAGUUCCUAAAUUUACUGGUCUAGGGAUUUGAUUUCUGGUGGGGAUUGGUGAUCUCAAUUGUCUUGUAACUUUUGCUUAAUUUGCAAGCUGCAAGUUGGGUCCUUUUAUCUUUUUUGGUGGAGGUAUUUGCAUGUGGGUAUCCAAGUUUCUUCAUUUGGAUUCUUCUUAGCUUCUGAAAAGCAGCGCAUGCACAACAAUAGCAAAUUCAGUUAAGUUUAUGGGAGCAUUGGUCUUGAUUUGAGCUGGAAAAUCUCCUUUGGUUUCAGCAAUGGUGGUGCUGGAGCUUGUUGCAAUGACUUUCCUCAAAUGGGUAUUCUUGGCUUGCUUUCUUUGUUCAUGUUUGGGUCUGAAAACCCCAGCCUCAUCCUGUAAUCCAAAUGAUCUGUUGGCGCUCAAGGACUUUGCAGGAAACCUCACAAAUGGGUCCAUUGUCACAUCCUGGACCAGUGCAUCUAUUUGCUGCAGAUGGGAUGGUGUUGUCUGUGAGAAUGUGAAGAAUAGUAGCUCAGUUACCAGUAGAGUGACCAAGUUGCUUCUCUCCAGAAAGGGUCUCAAAGGGAUAAUUUCACACUCUUUGGGUCGACUGGACCAUCUGAAAUUUCUCGAUCUUUCAAGCAAUCAUCUAAAUGGUGAAUUGCCUGCAGAGCUCUCAAACUUGAAGCAGCUGGAAGUUCUUGAUUUGAGCUAUAACAUGCUAUCAGGACCAGUUUCGAAGGCACUUUCCGGUCUUGAAUCCAUUCAAACACUGAAUAUCUCUAGCAACUUAUUCAAUGAGAGUUUGCGCGAGCUCGGGGGAUUGCCAAAUAUUGUUGUGUUCAACAUUAGCAACAAUUCAUUCACUGGUGGGUUUGAUUCUCACAUUUGCAAUUCCUCAAGUGGGAUUCAGAUUCUUGAUGUGUCUGUGAACCGUUUGAUGGGCGGUCUUGAAGGCUUGGAUAAUUGCAGCAUCUCUCUCCAACAAUUACAUGUGGAUUUCAAUUCACUUUCAGGGCCUCUUCCUGAUUCUUUGUAUUCUAUGUCAGCUUUGGAGCAACUCUCAGUCUCUGGAAACAAUUUCUCUGGCCAGUUAAGCAUGGAAUUGAGUAAGCUCUCUAGCCUUAAAACCUUAGUCAUUUCUGGAAACCAUUUUUCAGGUGAACUGCCUAAUGUGUUUGGGAACCUCACAAAACUAGAACUAUUAGUUGCACACACAAAUUCAUUUUCUGGUAUAUUGCCAUCUACCCUUGCAAUUUGCUCAAAGCUUCGAGUGCUUGAUCUUCGUAACAAUUCGAUAACGGGCCUUAUUCAUCUUAAUUUCGCUGGGUUGCCCAACCUCUGCCAACUUGAUCUUGCCAGUAAUCGGUUUUAUGGGCCUCUUCUUCCAAAUACCCUAUCUAAUUGCCGUGAAUUGAAAAUUUUGAGCCUUGCUAAGAAUGAAUUGACUGGCCAAAUCCCUGAAGAUUUUUCAAAGCUUACAUCAUUGUUGUCCCUUUCAUUGUCAAACAACAGCUUUGUGAACCUAACUGGGGCACUAUCUGUGCUUCAGCAAUGCCAAAAUCUCACCACUCUUGUUCUUGCAAAGAAUUUUUAUGGCGAGGAAAUUCCUCAAAAUAUGAGUGGGUUCAAGAGUUUGAUGGUUUUCGCUAUUGGAAGUUGUGCUUUGAAAGGCCAAAUCCCAGGUUGGCUAUUGAGUUGUAGGCAGUUGCGAGUCCUGGAUUUGUCUUGGAAUCACUUGGAUGGCAGUAUCCCCAAUUGGAUUGGUCAGAUGGAAAGUUUGUUUUACUUGGACUUCUCAAAUAACUCUCUCACAGGUGAAAUCCCGAAGAGUUUGACAGAGCUAAAGAGCCUCAUUUUUUUAAAUGGAAGUUCAUCAAAUCUUACUGCUUCAGCUGGGAUUCCACUAUACGUUAAGCGAAACCGGAGUGCUAAUGGUCUGCAAUACAACCAGGCCUCAAGUUUCCCACCUGCAAUAUACCUGAGCAAUAACAGAAUAAGUGGAAUAAUAUCGCCUGAAAUUGGGCGAUUAAAAGAACUGCAUGUGUUAGAUUUGAGCAGGAACAACAUGACUGGAACCAUCCCUAGCUCCAUUGCAGAGAUGAGCAACUUGGAAUUGUUGGAUUUAUCGUAUAAUAAUCUUUCUGGAUCCAUCCCCCUGUCAUUUAGCAAGCUAACAUUCUUGUCAAAGUUUAGCGUGGCAUAUAAUCACUUGUAUGGAGCAAUUCCAACUGGGGGACAGUUCUCAAGCUUUCCAAGCUCCAGCUUUGAGGGCAACCUGGGACUUUGUGGGCAGGUAGAUUCGCCAUGUGAUCUCGGUGGCCAUACAGGGCUAAGACCUGCUAUUUCAUCUGGCUCAAAUGGUAAAUUUGGUCGAAACAGCAUCUUCGGCAUAACAAUCAGCAUAGGUGUUGGAGUUGCUGUGCUACUUGCAAUUGCACUGCUUAAAAUGUCCAGGCAGAAUGUGGGAGAUCCAGUUAAUAACUUUGAUGAGGAACUCAGCCGGCCACACAGGUUAUCUGAAGCCCUUGGAUCUUCGAAGCUGGUGCUCUUUCAGAAUUCAGAUUGUAAAGAUCUCACAGUCACAGAGUUGUUAAAAUCUACAAACAAUUUCAACCAAGCGAACAUAAUUGGUUGUGGUGGAUUUGGUCUGGUUUACAAAGCCAACUUUCCUAAUGGGACAAAAGCUGCAAUCAAGAGACUUUCUGGGGAUUGUGGUCAGAUGGAACGUGAAUUCCAAGCUGAAGUGGAAGCCCUCUCAAGAGCUCAGCAUAAGAACCUUGUUGCUCUUCAAGGUUAUUGUCGAUAUGGUAAUGACAGGUUGUUAAUUUACUCCUACAUGGAGAAUGGAAGCUUGGAUUAUUGGCUUCAUGAGAAUGUUGAUGGGGUUUCACUCUUAAAAUGGGACGCAAGACUCAAGAUAGCACAAGGCGCAGCUCGUGGGUUGGCUUACUUGCACAAGGGUUGUGAGCCAAACAUAGUCCACCGAGACAUAAAAUCCAGCAACAUUCUUUUGGAUGAAAUUUUUGAAGCUCAUUUGGCUGAUUUUGGUCUCUCCAGGCUAUUGCAACCGUACGAUACUCAUGUCACAACAGAUUUGGUUGGUACCUUGGGCUAUAUUCCGCCUGAAUAUAGUCAGACUUUAACGGCAACUAUCAGGGGUGAUGUCUAUAGUUUCGGGGUUGUUCUUCUCGAGCUUCUUACUGGUAAAAGGCCCGUCGAAGUUUGCAAAGGCAAAAACUGCAGGGAUUUGGUUUCUUGGGUGUUUCAGAUGAAAUCUGAGAAGAGGGAGGAAGAAAUUAUAGAUUCAGCAAUAUGGGAUAAGGAUCAUGAGAAGCAGCUCUUAGAAGUGCUUGGUAUUGCCUGUAAAUGUUUAGACCGAGAUCCACGACAAAGGCCCUCUAUUGAGCAAGUUGUUUUGUGGCUCAACGGUGUUGGAUAUAAAGAAGCACAACAAUGAACUUAAUUGCUUCUCUUAUGGAUCUAAUUUUCUGUCGCGGUUGCCAGGAAAAAUGGAGGGUAUACCUGUAAAGAAAGGUUAUCUUGAGUUUUUGAAGGUUUGGAAUUGGGGUGAGUUUCAACAAGUGACUGGUUUCUUAUCAAAUACAGCCGUAUGUACUGUAUACUGACAGAUGAACUUUGUAUACAUAGGCUAUUUGGCCAUUUCUUUUGCUGGAAAAUAAGUAUUCAUGUAAUGUAUCAAUUCUUCUCUGAUUAAUUCCAGAUGUUUUCCAA
Molecule: messenger RNA, 4668 nt
Organism: Quercus robur (English oak)
Lineage: Eukaryota; Viridiplantae; Streptophyta; Magnoliopsida; Fagales; Fagaceae
Product: phytosulfokine receptor 2
Exons: 1
Coding region: 1229-4393 (1054 amino acids)
Biological process (GO): protein phosphorylation; hormone-mediated signaling pathway
Cellular component (GO): plasma membrane
Molecular function (GO): protein binding; protein kinase activity; ATP binding
Source: RefSeq, a predicted model, not a curated record